Molecule: messenger RNA, 13224 nt
Organism: Cladocopium goreaui
Lineage: Eukaryota; Dinophyceae; Suessiales; Symbiodiniaceae
Source: the annotation of a GenBank genome assembly
AUGACUCGAAGUGCGAAGAAACCGUGCCUCUGGUUCGUAAUUCUGACUUUGCUGACCUUUGUGGGCUGGGCUCCCACGGACUUCGUGAAGCAUGCGACCUCACAUCGAGGAGGGGCCGUCAGGCUCGCCGCUGCAGGUGAAACGUGGUGGUGUCAAGGUGGUGGCAUAAAUGGGAAGCUGAAAAACUGUUUCGAAGAAAACAUGCAAGUGGAUGGCCUGCCCUUGCUGAAGGACUAUGACACAUACCAGGCAUCCUUACCUGUGAGAGAGCUUCGACAUGGUAGUCUACUCACGUUGUAUCAGCUGCCCUUCUAUGCUAGGAUCACCGACUUGAACAGUUUUGCUGAAAGGAUGAGCAGUGAACUGGGAAUGCGCACCUCUGUUGAUUAUAUCACAGCGGCUUCCCAUUCUGGUAAGUUGGCAUCCGUGUUGGUGGGUUUUUUGCGCUCCAGGGAGCUAGACUCUGGGGGUGGUGCACAGUUGAAUUUCACACAUUAUCUAUACAUGCCAUUUGCCAACAACGGUGGAAAUUAUCAUGGAAGAGUGAGCGAAGCCAAGCUGCAGAGAGCAUGUGGACAAGAUGGUGAGUUGCGCACAGGUUUGGGUGCGGCUUACAUGAGGGAUUGCUUCAGAGCACAAACCUUUGACAGUGACUAUGUUGACGAGUGGCACUUGCCGAAUGCCACACCAACCUUCAGAACCUCGCAGAAGCUGCUUGAGAAGGACGUCUCCACCUUCAUGCAACGCAGUCCAAAAGGCGUGCUUUUGGUGCACGUGGAUGAGCACAGGUCUAUGCGUCCAGACCCAGACUUCCGGAAAGGUGCCAUGAGAGUACUUGUAGAGCUUCCUGGUGUCCAGGUCUUGGCAACCUACACUGACAUUCCACCCCUGCCCAAGCAGAAGUCUUCAGAAACUUGCCGUCGACCGAUCGCACGUUUGCUUCCACAUAUAGGGACAAUCAUGAAGGAGCGCCUAUCCAUGGACGACAUCGACAUGGACAAUGAGGCAAUUCUGCUUCGUGUGGCAACAUUGCGUGUGACACUUGGACUUGCCUUGCAGAAGCUCCUCCUUGCCGGCUUGCACUCUCCAUCUAGUGAGCUAGACCGGCUGUUGGACAAGCUGAACAACACUUUGGUGAAUGCCGGUGACGAUGUCAAGGCAAGGCUUGAGAAGUGCAUCGCACAUUGCAACCAGGCGUGGAUGGAUGAAGUGGCAGGACAGCAGAUCAGCCUGGUCGACUUGCUCUGUGGCAUCAAGGAAAGCGAUAGCAGAGUGCAAGAGAAACGUUUUCCACAGGUUGUAGCGCUGGACGAUAUUCUCACGGCACCGCUGGAGGUUCUACUUCGUGACAGAGACGAUGACUUACUUAGUCUUGCCAACAUGCUACAUCGUUCCUGUCAAGGGGUCUUCAAACAAGCGUUAGAAACGAACCCCAGAGCAGCUGUAACAGCUGGGAAGAUCUUGGAAUCCGCUUAUCUUUGGGUGUUGGCUUGCAGGUCGUGCAAGUUCAGCGGGCUUGAAUUUGACGCGCUGUUGGUUCGGUUUCAGUGCCAAGACAUCCAGCCCGGCUAUAUCUUUCAGAAGAACAGCAAGAUGCUCAACUCUGCCAAAGUCGCAGAGAUGCAGAACGCCAUUCUCUAUUACGCCGAGGGGAACCAUCCGUGUGCCGAUAUUUUCUUCAAGAAUGGCACUGGUGCUUUGUACCUGGUUGACAUGGGUGGCACUGGCAACAUGUCGAAGGCGCUGAACAAGGUUCAGAAAAUGAGUGAUGUUCUUGUCAAGGAAGGUUUGCGUGAGGACUUGCAAGUGAGUAAAUUACAAGGUGUCGUCCUGCUACCAAACAUUGUGAGUAUCGGCCUGGAAAAUGAAGGAAUCAUCUCAAAAGCCAUCACCGUCACAGGAACAAGAGCCAGAGAACACUCUGGAAAGUCUGGCUCCACAGUGCUGAACUCAGUGAGAGUCACGGGAACAAAACGCGACGAGUUGUCGGGCAGAUGGGCCAACAUGAGGCCCGGCAUCUUCUCUUCCUCCCAAGAAGUGGAGGUGGCCUGGGUGGUUCCAAUGUCCUUGAUGGAACACUACUGGAAGAAGAGGGACAGCUUCGCACCACGCAGGCAUUCGGUGGACGCUUUAGGGACCAUCGACAGCGCGCGCCAGUCCCUGCUGGAUGAGUUUGGAGACCCAGGGGGACGGUGCCGUGGCGUGGAUUCGAAGAAGUUGCAGAUGCUGGGCAUCUCCUUGAAACGGCACGAACAUCGGAAUCAGGUGGCAAUCCGAAGCUGGACGGCUGGACCGCAACACCUUUGUUGCACCUUCAACCUGGACUUUGGCAUCGUGAUCGGGCUGGCACCUUUUUCACGGUCUUUUUCCUGGCUGUUGUGUAUGUCUGCCUGGUGGCUCUUCUUCCUUGUCUACUCCUUUGUGAUCUUCUCUGUCGAGGGCGACGGCAACAGCAACUCAGCGUCGAGCACUGCGGAGGUCCCGAGCCAAGGCACGUCGUGCCUGGCACGACCAUCGCAAAGGCCUGACUCCGCUGAGUUCUGCAAGACUCAGGAAAGUUCUUGGAACACUGCUGUCCCAUCACUCCAAGGACUUUGGCUUCCUUUGCAAGAUCCAUCGAGAGAUGACGAGCUCACAGGCAUCUGGGUGGCUUUGUGGCUUUUGCAAGAAAAUGCGCUCGCCGAGCGCCUGGUACUGCGACCUGUGUGGUCAGAGUUGGGAGAGCUGUGCAGUCCCUACGGCCAAGCAGGGUGGACAGAAAGCAGACCAGUGGAAUUCUUGGCAGACUGCGAACACUGCUUCGAGGACGAAGAGCCCAAGGCAGCGGAGACAGUCGUCAAGAUGCAGCAGACGUCCUCUCCAAUGCCUCCUGGAUGGGAUCUCAAAGGGCUUGGAAAAGGAACUCCACAGAGCUUUCAGCAGCUUCCAAUGCCUGCACCAGCACCAUUGCCGCCGCCACCGCCUAUGAUGAGUGGUUAUCCGUCACCGCAAGGCGUUCCAUGGCUUCAUCAACACAUGCCUGCUAUGCCGUCCAUGCAUUUCCUGCCACAACAGUCAGAAGCAGAUGCAAUGGAGGAAGCGGAAGAGCGGAAAGCGGCACUCAGUGCACAACAAAAGCUCAACAAGAUCGUCAAGGCGGCCAAGAAAGAAGACAAUCUGUCUUCGGAAUUCCAGUCUCUUGUGCACGCAGAGAUGAAGAAAGACGACAAGGAGAGCACCAACAAUUUGUUGGCAGCGGUCAGAGCAAAUGGGAAGGCGAAAGAAGCCCUCUUGGAAGUGGAAUCAUCAAGAAUGCAACUCUGGUCUCAGUGGAAAGUUUUCUUGCAACAAUCCGUGGUCAAGUGGAAAGAAUACACGUCUCAAUUUCAAGCAUCGGAAGCUGCUUUCCAGUCCAAGAUGCAAGAAGCCACCCUGCACCUGCGACGUACGCAGAGGAGAGUGGACAUUGCCAAGAAGCGAGCAGAUGCUAUGAACAAGGACGAGGACAUCAGCCUCAUCACGGAAGACGAGAUGGAAGACUCAGAAGCCAGAGAAGAAGAAGAGAUUCCAAGAGACGAAAACGCACAGAAAAUCCAGGAAGGAUUGAACAAUGUAGUCUCCAGCCUCACGGAGCUCUCGGACUCAGCAGACAAACUGGAGCCGAAGCCCAAAAGACCUCGUACAAGGGACGACGAGAACCCAGGAGACUCAAAGGCUGGUGGGCGACAGCCCUCUUUGCAGCCUUUUCGCAAGGCCGACGGAGCUGAACCAACGUUUAUGUCCCCGUGGAGUGCAAUUGAAACAGCGUCAGACUUAGCAUGUGAGAUGGGUUAUGACUCCAAGCUUCGUAUUGACCAAUUUGUUCUACCAACACGUGGCGACGUUGAUGUUGAAGUUCGUGAGAAACAGCCUUGCAAAGUUGUUCGUUUUGCCGAAUCGCCCCAGGCCUUUCAGGGGAAAGGCGCUCCUGAACAGUUCCCGCAGGAGAGUGUACGGCAUUACGAUGGACAACCAAUAUCACAAUUUUGGCAUUCACCACGCAGUUGCCCCAUUGACCCAACCGGCGGCAGCAAGUCUCAAGCAUCUAGUUCCCGGGAUGCAACAUCAUCAUCGAAUCGACAUUUUCUGGACAGAAGAUUGCCACAAGAACUACCAAACUAUGUGAAUCAUCUACAGCAUCUUUGGCGUGACAAUCACCUGAGGAUUGCUGAGGGAGAACAUUAUUGUGUGCGCACAUGGUACAUUCAUCAUACUCAUCAUCCAGUCUGGCGAGUACCACGAUUCAUUGACUUGACAGAGGAUGUCUUGACAUGGCAUCGUAAGGUGCUUUCUUCCUGGUCAGACCACAUCCAUAAUGAUGAGUUGCUCAACAUUGCCAUUGCGACCCCAGAAGUUCGCGUCCAAACGACGCACAAACAACAUCAUGCCGAUCUCGUCCUGAUUCAAGGUGAUCCUGAACGUAAAGGGGCUAUCAUCACUGUCUAUCCUCCAGGAGUUGAAGAACAUCUGAGCACCACUCUGGCAGUUUCCUUGCCUGAGCAUGUCAGUGGAAUGGACGUCAUUACUGGAGCGGAGGCACAAGAUCUUCUACUUUCGCAUGCCUGUGAUGUCUUUCAUGCCGGAUUUCAACUGCCGAUUGGGACAGAAGCUUUACAAGGACUUUGGAUCCACCAACUUCAUCAGCCUGCUCAUCACUGUUUUGUGAGAUGGACAACCUACAAUGUCAUCCUCUUUGACGCGUUACAGUCGGUUGGACUCCAUCGUGAUCUUGCUGUUGGUUUUCAUUAUGUUCAGGCGCCGCUAGUCGAUCAACAUGAAGCAGAAGAAUCCAUCAUCAUUCAACGGGUUGGAGACAUUGAAGGUGGAUCGCCGGCAAAGCUGGUCAUUGUAGAUCUCACUUUUGCUGGUCAACUUCAAGGAUCUCCCACAUAUCAUAGACGAGUUCAAGUUUUCCCGAGGCAUCUCAGUAGAACUGGAGUCCUUCAGGAACUGAACUUGGCAGACCCUUGCGUCAUUGAGGCAGAUCGGUGCACACUACAUCUCAACAAUGCACUGUGGGCAAAAGAGGAUGCAGCUCCGCGUGAACUUGCUCAUGGUGCAUAUUUGAGACUUGAGGUAAGGCUGCGCAAUGACGAGCAAGAGGUCAAGGUACAAUCUGCUACACAGUGCAGUAGACCAUUGAAGAAGUCGAAGCAUGGAGAUACUAUUGAUUCUGGAGACGGAGCGUCAUUUUUCCAGACCGGUACUGGGCAUACUGUCCAACACAGUUCCGCUUUUCCAAGUUUGGCCAGUACGAGAACUGACUCAGGCACAGGUGUGACUAGGCCUGCACACAUCCCACAAAUGGAUGCCAGAGCAUGGAUGGUGCCUGCAAGAGCAGCAUUUCGUCAAUGUGCGGAAGUGGAACAUGAAGAUGAAGGUCCAGUCAUUUACUGGAAAACCUGGUAUCUCCAUUAUCAAAGAUACACAAGGAACUCAGAGUCGCGCACUCUUCGCUUGGAUGAGGCACGACAAUUUUGGUUCCCAGAACUCUGUGAUCUCUGGCGUGAUGCAAUGGACCCAUUUGCCCCGGCCAGGGUCAUCUUUGUGCAUCCGAACCCUCCAGAGACGGACAAUCCACAACACAUUGGGCACUUGAUUCUGGUUCAAGGUCAAGGACCCGGUGUACCGGUUCUGGUUUCUGGACUAUUUGAACAUCCUAUCCAUCGUCGUGUAUGGCACUUUGCAGCUCUCGCUGAGGAGUUCGCGACGAAGCAGGAAAUUCUGGACAUACUGGGCAUUCAGCGAUGGUGUGAUAGGAGAGAAUGCACCUGCACUUAUGGAGGAGUGAUGCUUGCAGGUGAAGAAUUGGCCAGGUUGCAAGAUGGCGACAGUGUGGUCACGAGCAUUGGCAGCCCAACCAUUGGCCAAAGCAGUGAUGUCACAUCAUUGAUGCAAUCAUCAGGUCCUCCUGGCCCCUCCAUUUCACCAGCUUCGACCGGAGCUUCACAAGCUGUAACCGGACAUCAUUGCCCAGGUUUUCAAUUCAAUCCAGAUGCACCAGCAUUCGAUCCAUCAACACCGGAUCUGCGUACUCUCUCAGAAUUCAUGGCGGAUCUAUGGGAGAGAUGGGAUGCAGUCGCCUUUGCGUGGGAGGAUGAGGACAAGUCCACGACGUUGGCGACGUGGUUUGUGGAUCACCGAUGGGGGCAGCCACAUGGUUUCGAGGAGCGUCGACAACAACUUUUCAAGGACUAUGCCAACUGGGAAGAUCAAAUUCAGAGAAGAUGGCAUGACCUUUGGGAUGUCAAUGCUGAACAUGAAUUCCAUGUUGUCGAGCCCCAACCUCCAUGCAACACUGCGGAUGCGGAGAUCCAUGUGAUUGUCAUUCAGCACCCCAAUCCAAGCUGGGUCACCAACUUGGUCACCCAGGAGGAAAGUACUAGACGGGACAAUGACAAUUACUGGCGCAUGGCUGUCACCACACAUGAACACAUAUGGCCUGAAAACAUUCUGCUUGCCACGCAGAUGGCCCCAUUCUGCAGAGGAGACGGAGCACAAUGGGAUUGUGAGGUAUGGAUUAGCAAUCGACCAAUCCAAAUGGACAGAGUUUUCCAGGGCCGAAGUGGUUACAGCAUCAUCCUACGUCUUCGACCAUUAUUGGUUAUCGUCCAAGGAUUGGAACCAGUGCAAAUGCAAGAAUCAGAAGAUGAAGCCAAUCUUUUGCAGAUUGCUUCUACACAGCGUCAUAGUCACGCCAGAGUCAGGGAUGAGCGCCUAACUGACAGAUUGGUGGCGCAUGACUGUCGGCCAUCCGAGACUCGAACACUGCAUUUAGCCGAGCUGCUAGCUCCACCGUUGAGCCAUCCUGACACCGACAUGAAUGGAGAUGAGACGCGGCUGACGGCCGUACGUCUGCUCUCUGGUGCAGAUGAACUCCAAGUCCCGCACUAUGUGGAAGUGAAAAUUGAUUAUACAGCAGAAGAUUUGGUGGCCGAGCUACGACAUUGGGGACUUCACUGCCAAGUCAUCCAGUUUGGACUGCAUGAGAGUUUUCUAUGCUUGCCAGUCGACCACACUUUUGAGUCGAACAGACACUUCUUCAUGUUUGCCAAUGAUGACACAUCAGAUGACCAUGGAAUUUUUCUACAUGCACAUCAUGAAGAGCUGGAUCAUCGUGGAAUUCUACGCUUACUGGAUCAGAUGGAUUAUCCGCGAGCAGUGAUCAUCUCAGAUGUAUCACUUCCGUGCGGACUGCGACAGAUUCGCUUUCGCAACGUUGUUCCCACUUUUGCAGCCCCGCCACGACCCAUGCGAUCACGUACCGCAUGGCCGGACCGCACAGUUGAUGAGUGGCAAGAACGAAAGCUUUUCCCACUGACCAGGCACAAUGAGGUCUCCACACAACGCAUCACCACAGGUUUCAAUGAUCAAGAUGUCCAGGAGCUUGUUGAUGCUGGUGCGCAUUUUCUUCAGACCAGUUUUGAGGGCAUUGAUCUUCCUGACUUUGUCAUGGAGAAGGUGAAUGUCACGCGCACGCAGCAGAAGUAUGACCGAUGGCUCAUUUACACCGAUGGUUCCUCGCAAUCCACACUACGUCGGAUUGCCCCAGAACGGGUCGAUGAGCUAGGUGUACCUGAUACAUGGGCCAUGCUUGUCCUCGGUGAGAAGUUCCUACAAGAUGGUCAAUCUUUGGUCGAACCCAUUGGUUGGUGCACACACCCAGUGAGGUAUGACGCCAAUGGCUCCUGUUACACUCAUGCAACGAGGAUUGGGGCAGAAGUCGCUGAGCGUGACGCGCUGAUUUGGUCGGGGAUUUGGAGGCUCACACAAGAUAGUAUCACCCCAACCAUAUUUUGCUGUGACUCACUGACAUGUGGACGACAAGCGUUCGGUUUAGCAGGCACGGGCGAUGCAGACCCUUCAUACAGAAUGUUAAGGGGCAUUUUCCAAGCACUGGAACAUGGAUUACCACAAGGCCAUCUUCGCCUUCACCAUGUCACUGCGCAUGCAGGCGAUCCGUACAACGAGUUUGUGGACAUAGCCGCCAAAAGAGAAGGACAGCAAAGCUUUCUUCAUCGCCGAGCUGACCUUGAUCUACAAAAGUGGCAGCACAUUUUUCCACAUCUAUGGUUGUGCUUCGCCAGUGAGAGUGGACUACCCCCAUGGCGAGAUGGACAUCUUGCAGUCGAGCUGCCGAAGUUGCCGUCCUCCCACCCAUGUGAAGAAGGACAUGAUGGACAAGGACACACAGAGGUUUUUGACUGCACUUUGAGCAUGGCAUCUGCAAAUGUGUUGUCUCUGUCACGAGGCCCACAAGGACACUCCGGAAAAUUGCAUUACUUAUAUGCACAAAUGCAGUCUUUUGGUCUUCAUGUUUUGGGAGUCCAAGGAAGCAGAUCGGAUGAGGGAGUCACGACUUCAUACAAGAUACUGCGUAUCAGUGGUGGUCAUGCAGAGAAGCAAUGCGGAGUUGAACUGUGGGUGAAUCUCCAACAGCCGAUUGCGACCACAACCAUUGGAGGGAAAGCCUACUUCGCAGCCUCAGACUUCCAGGUGAUACACCGAGAUCCAAGAAGGCUGCUGGUUCGGGCGGAGAACAAGUACAUCAAUUGCUGGUUUUUUGUAGGACACGGGCCUCACUCCGGACGACCAAAAGAAGAACGCAGUCAAUGGUGGGCAUUCACCACUGAGAUCUUACGAGGACACCUUGAUCAACGACCAUGCUUCUGGAUGAUAGAUGCCAAUGCUGAGCCGGGCACAUCUGACAACCAGGCCGUGUUCCAGCAAGGUCUCCGUACAUCGAAAAACACAGAUUUGUGGAGGGCAUGUCUGCGAGCAUUUGACAUGAGUCUGCCUUCAACUACAUGCAUCCAUCAGGGAGAACGUGACACAUGGACAGCAAUCGACGGUGCGACCACACACUGCAUUGACUAUGUUGCUGUGCCUUCUACAUGGUUAUCUUCAUGUACGUGGUCGCAGGUUCUUCAUGAUUUAGACCUUGCAACAAGCAGAGAUGAUCAUCAUGCAGUUGGUCUGGAACUCCGAUGGCAAGAGUUGAGAGAAUGCCGAACUCCUACAAGGUCCCAGCCAAGUGUUGAAUGGUCUGCGGCUGAGAUUCCUGAUCGCAUGCGGACGGCACUGGACUCGCUGAUCAUACCGGAAUGGUCGACAGAUAUUGAACAACAUGAGAAAAGCAUCCGACAACAAGUCCAGUCUGCACUCCAUGCAAUUUCAACACAGAAGCGGAGCAUGCCCAAAAAGCCAUAUCUCACAGAUGACAUUUGGGAUGACCGCCGGUGUUUGUUGCAAUUUCGCAGAAAGCUCAAGCAAACCCGUGCCUUUUUGAGCAGAGAAUGUUUAGCCAGCGUUUUCAAAGCCUGGAGCAGCAGAAGUAGUUCAUUGACCGCCUUUGAGGAGUUUCAGUAUGGCAGCACCUUGCGCACUGGCCUGCUCCACAACAUGGCAGGGUAUGUCUCAUACAGAAAACGAGUUAGAACAAAGAUCACUUUGGCCAAGCACAAUCUGAUGCAGCAACGUCUUUCGACAGUUAAUGAGCACACGUCAGCCAGUGGUAUUCUCCAUCUUAUGAGAGACUUCACUGGGCCGACCAACCCCAAAAAGGCCAAGCAGAAGACCAUACCCAUGAUCUACAACAAGGACAAUGUACUAUGCCGUUCACCUACUGAAGCUUUGGAGGCUUGGAUCACCUUCUUUGCCAGUAUGGAAGGUGGACAAAGACAAUCAAAAGCUGAACUACGAGAAGACUGGAUUUCCUCAAUGGUCGCAAUGCAACCCACAGAGAUCAUGACUGAUGUCCGACAUAUGCCGACUUUAGUAGACUUGGAGCUGGCCUUCAGGCGUGUGGCGUGCAACAAGGCGGUCGGGCCGGAUGGAAUCCCAGGAGAGGUGUGCCACUAUGCUCCGACUAAAUGUGCACGUGCCAACAUUGCUAUCUUGUGGAAGCUGCUUUUGCUGGGACAGGAGCCCCUCAUGUACAAGGGAGGUCUUCUUGUACAAGCCUACAAAGGCAAAGGUGCAAAAACAUCCUGUGCUUCUUUCAGGUCUUUGUUGAUCUCCAGCCACUUUGGCAAAUCCAUCCAUCGAGCGCUGCGAUCCCAACAAGCAAGUGUGUUUGAAAAGUUUCUGCAAGCGCAACAGUUGGGAGGAAGAAGGGCUAUGCCCGUCACAUACGGGGUUCACUUAGCCCGGGCAUAUAUGCGACAAGCCAAAGCAGGUGGACGUUCUUGUGCGAUUGUGUUCCUCGAUCUGAAGGAAGCCUUCUACCGCAUCUUCAGACCCAUAUGCAUGAAGGACUCUGUGACUGACGAGGAUCUCGCCAAGCUGAUGCACAAGCUGAACAUGCCGGAGGAUGCAGUCGACAUGCUACGCGUUAUUCUUGCGGGUCCCAGCGCUUUGGAACAGGCGGAACUGUCAGAAAUGGAAAGCAGGUGCCUCAAAGCUGUCCAUCGUCAAACACAUUUCUGGAUGAGACAACAGGAGGAUGUAGUGCAGACGAAGUAUGGCUCGCGGCCAGGAGAUCCAUUUGCCGAUGUUGUCUUCAGUUAUGUUUGGGCUGUGGUGCUUAGAAAACUACAGCAUUUCAUGCGUGACAACGGGCUCCUUAGCUCCUUCCCCCACUUGCCGCACCUGCAGUUCUUCUCCGAUUCUUCACAGAACAUUGAUGGCAACGAGGAGUUCAUAGGGCCAACAUGGAUGGAUGAUUUGGCCGUAUGCAUAGAAGCAGAUACAUCCGCUGAGGUUGUCCGCAAGACUGGCGUGAUGACAGGUAAGCUUUUGGAGCUUUGCAUCGAGCACUGCAUGACUCCCAACCUGUGCAAGAACAAGACAGAAGCCCUUUUCUCCUUCAGAGGACCAGGCUCACGACGCUACAAGAAGCUCUUCUAUGGACCUGAUGCGUCAGGAAGUCUCGCUGUGGUGUCUGAGUACGGGAUGCACCAUGUACCGGUCACUACCAACUACAGUCAUUUGGGAGGACUCCUUCAUCACUCGACUGACCAGAAAGACGAGAUCAAAAGACGCAUUGGCAUAGCCUGCGCGGCCUUCAAUCACCACAGCAAGUUGAUCUUCCGCAAUUGGAGCUUGCCCUUAGCCAAGCGCACUCAGCUAUUUGAAUCUCUAGUUCUGAGUAAGCUUUUGUACGGGGCAGAAACAUGGGUGGUGACGGAGAAUGCCACGGUAGCGCUUUUCAAUGCAGCUGUGAUUAAGCUGUACCGCAGACUCCUUCGGGUGCAGCCUGAUCAGCAUUUGGCUGAUGAUGCCAUCCUGUCCCAGGUUUGUCUGCCCAGUCCAAUUGAGCUUGUCAGGAGAGCGAGGCUCAGAUAUGUUGCUACACUAUUUCAUUGCGGUGAACGCAGUGAAUGGGGACUCCUGGCAAAGGACAUGGCAUGGACUUCGCUGGUGGAGGAGGACAUGGUCUGGGUCUGGGACAACAUUUGGCACAGCUCCACGAUGCCGGACCCCCGCACCAAUUGGAGUGCAUGGAAGGAACUGAUUGUCCAUCACCGCUCAUACUGGAGACGGCUUGUCCGUCGCGCGUGUGAGCAUGCCAUUGCCCAACGACGCAAAGUGUGGCUGACGCAUCAGUUUUAUGAGCAGAUGACGAUCAUUCUUCGCAAGAUCUACGACUACGAGCCGCAUGACAACUGGAACCCCCCUCGGGACAUACCCGUCUACGGAUGUCUUCAAUGCCAGAAGCAGUGCCGAAACAAAGCGGGUGAAGCAGCACACAUGUUCCGGGCGCAUCAGCACGUGGCCAAGCGCAGAUUUCUGAGCGACUCCACCGCGUGUCCGUCCUGCCUCAAGGAAUAUCACACUAUGCAAAAGCUCAUGGCACACUUGUACUAUGUCAACUCAUGCCGUCAGACCUUGCUGAGUAGAAACUACGUUUGCCCACCAGGGCCAGGAGCAGGUUCGCAAGAAGACCAAGUACUAUGUCGUGUACAUGAUCGCAUGUUGCCACCGCUCCAGACGGAAGGACCUCAGCUUCCAGAGCCGAGAAUGAGAGAGGAGACAGAAGUGGAUAAUGACCUCCACCUCUUCUUCAUGGAAACCUUCUUAGACGCCAACGACCUGAAUGAGGCAAUGAGCGUCUUUGAACAAGAGGCUCAGCAGAGACCAUUAUCCUGGACUACGUGGACAAGCACUCUCCGCUACUUCAUGGAUAACCUGGAGGAUGAGGAUGUGCACAGAUGGCAAACCACAGCGUUGCGAGCCCGCACAAAACUCGAAGGCUUGCUUCAGCCAGAGAAGUGGAAUCUGUGCGCCGUAGCCACACAUCAACAUGAAAGUCUUUCUGACCUGGAGCAAGAAAGCAGAGACGUUGCGGGCACAUCUUGGCCCCAGCGUACUCACAUCCCGCCAGCGUUUGGGAAACACCGAGUGUUGCUCCACAUGUUUUCGGGAAGACGCCGAGUGGGAGACGUGCAAUUCUUUUUGGAUCGCAUGACCCCUCCGGACAACUAUGUGCUCCACGUUGUCAGCAUGGACGUGGUGGUUGACCGCGUUUGGGGGGACGCGAUGGCUCCUGGUACAAGAGACUACUGGUUGAGGGCGGCCACCGACGGCUACAUUGCAGCCUUUCUUGCAGGCCCGCCCUGCGAAACCUGGUCUAAAGCGAGAGGCCAACAACUCAAGCAGGCCCGCCACAGUCGAGGUCCUCGAAUCCUGCGGACCGAGGACCACCUUUGGGGCUUGCCAUGUCUGGCUUUGAAAGAGGUGCAACAGGUCAUCACUGGCAAUGAGCUGCUUACAUUUACGCUACUCAUGGCUGGGAAAGUGAUCUGCACUGGUGGUUCAGGGGUGGUCGAACAUCCCGCCGAACCGGAAGAACCACAGGCAGCUUCGAUCUGGAAGCUGCCGGCAAUGCUUGCUCUUCUUCAAGCACCAGGUGUCCAACGACAUCGUCUAUGCCAAGGACUCUUUGGUGCUCCUUCAGCGAAACCGACUGAGCUCCUCACGAUCAACCUGCCCAGACUGCCGCUCCAUCUUCAAGCAUGGAUGACGCGGUCUGAGAACCCGAGAGGACAGGCAAUUGGUCUGACUGAGGACGGAUUUUGGCGUACCGGAUAUCUCAAAGAAUAUCCGCCAGCUAUGUGCGGAGCACUAGCCGAUGCUUUCCGCACCAGACUAGAUUCUAUUGGUGCGACGACCGGGGUCGAACCAUCCGAAGCUAACAAAGCUCUGUGGCGUUCACUUACUGUGACAGCGUACAGCAGCCACAUGGGAGCUGAUUAUGCCGGAUGA